AUGUGCAUAGUUUUUCACCAAGUAAAAUAGUUUCAUUUACAAGUAAAAUUCAUCAUUCAUUGUCAGUUAGACAAGUUCAUUACUAUGGAAUAAAACAUAUCUUUCAAUAUUCAGACGUCACUUGACAGCCUGUGCAGCUACGAGUAAGUUGCAACAAAAGCAUACGAAAUAACUAGCAGUUAGUUAAACACGAAUCAUCCACGAUAAUGAACAACAAAUUUAUUUUGUGUUGCGUGUUGCUAAUAACCAUAGGAGUAUUCUAUUUAAGAUAGUGUGAAGCAAAUGAAACUUGUGAUGUAUUGUUUAACAAUCAAGUUUUAACCUCUGUAAGUAAAUUUUAUUGAUAAUUGUCAUCACUUUCUCGUUAUACUUAAGCAAAUUUUAUAUUUUUCGAAACAGCAGUUAUAAAAAAUAUUAUUUACAUACGAAUUAUUGGGACUCAUAGAAAUCAUUUAUGACGUAAUAAUUUUCCUAAAGUUUUGACAUUUUAAUUAAUUUAAUUACUUUAUUACUUUAUUUAUAUAUUUCUAUGUAUUUACUUUUAUUCCUAGACAACUAAAAUCACGUAUAUAUAUAUAUAUAUGUCGUGAGCAUUUUUUUAGACAGAAAUUGCGCAAAAAGCGGGAUAUAUAGCCGAAACUUAUGAAGUUGUCACACAGGAUGGGUACAUCUUGCAAAUGGAUAGAGUAGCUGGAUCGAAGAAAUGUCUUCCCCGACCAAGCAUACGACGUAUGGCUGUAUAGCCAAUGUGCGCGGUAACAGAUUCUCGCGGAAACACUUUAACCUGACCGCUUCAGAUGCAGAAUACUGGAUGUUCAGGGUGGUGCCUUGUUCUUUGGCUAGCAAACGACCAGAGUAUCAAGAGAAAGUUAUCGCUCUUCCUGCUUUAGUUCCAGCAGUCUUCAUGUCUACAACAGGAACUUCUCUUUUCCGGAUGCUGUGCUUUGUAGCCGAUGACAACUUGAUAUUGAAUUUUUUGGGCAUAUAUCAGUUUAAGCUAAGCAGCACAUUUCUACGUAUGCUUGGGAAGAUAAUAUGGCCUGAGCAAUCACUUCUGCUGCCAGUGAGUAAACGCAUCUUUGACCUAGCUUUUAGCUACGACGGAAAUUUUAUAAGGCAAGCAGGGGCAAAUAAUAAUACAUUAUUUAUUAAUUAAUAUUUACAUGUACUAUAUUUCAACUGAACUUGAUUUGAAUUCAUAGUGUGUUGCUUCUUGUUUCGCAAUACGAUCCUGCUGGCGCAUCUAUUAGACAAUUUGCACAUUAUGAACAAUCGAUUCAAUCAGGUUAACAUUUAAUAAUCAAACAUAAAGGUGAAUAGAAUUUUAUAAAAUUUUUCUCACGUUGUAUUCUUUUCUUUCAGGCAAGUUUCGCAAAUGACUAUGGCGUUGCCAAUAACAUGAAAAAAUAUGGCCAGGAACAACCUCCUGAUUAUAAUCUCGGCAGUGUCUCGGUAUCAGUGAAUUUGUAUUACCAAUGAUGUAGCUGCCACUCCUCAGAUUUGUAUAGCGUCGAUAUAACGAAUCUUCAGUUGGUCUUGAAUUUUUUAAUAUUUUCUUCCCUGACAAUUAUUUUACGAGACAUUCAGGAAUUGUAUGAAACAUUACCCAAUGGUCAAAAAUCUUUGAUACAAAUCGACAAUGUCGCGCACUUUGAUUUCCUAUGGGGAAACAAUGUAAACAUUUUGGUAUACGAUAAAAUUCUGAAUUUCAUGAAACAGCAUAGAAAAUAAAUAUCAAUAAUUACUUUGUAAUAAUUUUUAUAAUUAUUAUAAUAAAAUAAUUUUUUAUAUUUUGUACAAGUAAUUUGCGUUUAAUAUCCGCUUUUUUGUUACAAAGUUGUUAUUGUUUGUAUUAAUAAAGUUAUAAGUGAACGCUAGUUUUCUUUUGCCGCUCUUUCAUUACAACUUUCUAUCCAAUAUAAUAUUAUAUAGAAAUAUAUACGUUUUUUAUACUGUACAGAAAUAUAUUUAUUAAUAUAUCUUGAAGGGUAAUGUUUGAAGCUAAAAUUUUAUAAUUGAUGUCCCUUACUUUCUCCUCUCUAAUAACUCAAGUAUUCAUAUCGAUAUGCCACCGAGGAAUUUCUGGACCAGGACCGAAUAAAUUUGAAAAACCAAAUAUUUCUAGAGUGCAGUUGUCAUGGUACAGCUUUUUCAUUCGUACAGUUUCCUCUGUAGAAGAUUGUUUGAACCUAGCCCUAGAUAAAUGUGUAUCUGUUUUACUCUUUCUAUAUACAGUCUGUAGAUGAAAAUCACACAAAUAUCUGAUCGAUCGUGGCAAUAAACGAUAUUUUCUUCGAUAUUUUCGUUAUAAAGCUUCUUAAUAUAUAUUUAUAACAAAUUCCUCCUUUUUCAAUUGAAAGUCUCACUCGAUGAUUUUAUAGAAAUUUUACUGAUAAUAAAUAGGGAGUCAAAUUUUUUAGGCAACAUAUUUUUAUUUAAAUUAUAUAAUACGUGGUAUUUCACGAAAACCUGGCCACCCAAAUAUCUUUUCUAUUAGUGAUAGUACAGAAAUCGUUUCUGAUGUAACUUAAACUGGUUCAAGAAAAUAGGAUGGAAGAAUCUUUUUUUUAAAUAUCAUUUUUUAAUGUUUCUUUCAAGAUUAUUGGUAUUUUUAUGUAGGAAACUUGUAUUUUUUUCUAUUCUAUCAGCUCAUGAAAAAGUACAUUCUCUAUUUGAGAAUCUACGGUAAGUGAUGUUGCGUCUUCGUUACAUCGCGAUUUACUAGGUUAUAUAUUUAUUGUUACGGAAUUUUUUUUUUUGCUUGUGGUUCAUUUAUUUGCAGUGUCUGGGAUUUGCUGAUCCUUUAACCUGCAUAAAAAUGAUGGGGUCAGUUGAAUGGAUACCUUUUGGAGAGAUAGCGUGUUGGUGGGGAAGAAGGAAAAAUUUCAAAAAACUUGCAUAUUUUUGUUCAUUUCUUUGUGAAGUGUGAUUCUUCUCGGGUUUAUAUUGUGACAUUGCGUGUUUUUCGGUAGUCUUUUCUUGAUUUUUAAGAAAGAGAGUGGUAUCUCGUCGACGUUUCGUCGUUGUAAUUUCCUACUUGGCUGAUCAGUGGAUUUUGGUACUCUGAAUAGACGGUUUCAAAUGAGUUUGCAAUAUGAUCUUGAAUUAUUUGUAAAUUUGUUUGUAAAUUUGCUGGUACGUGAAAUACGCUGACGGGUUUUUCGUACGGUUUGUAAAGGAUGACGCAUAGGAAUUUAUUUUGAAUUUCUUGGAUCUUGCAGAUGUGAGACUUUGUUGCCCAGAUUUGGUGGCUAUAUGUAUUAGCCUGACGCAUAUUACAAGUGUAGUUCAAUAUUGGUUCCAAAUUUGCUGUUUUUAGAGAAUAGCAGGUAUAGUCUUUUGAGGGCGGGAUAAGCCAAGUUUGCUCUUUUAGUUAUCACAUAGGUCCAACUGAUUUUUUUGUCAAGCAAAGAUUUUGAACAAUUCUAUUUUCUUGGCGGCCUGUGGUGGGAAAGAAGUUUACAGCUCUUGGAUCAGAGCCUUAACGGCGAUUCAAGCUUCAAAAUAAUUAGCAAAACAAUAGUCGCAACAGACUCGCAGAUCAGCGAUCAAAACAUCUAACAAAUUAAAUACAAUUUUUUUCCGAAACGCUAUACUCACAUUAAUAUUACUCACAUUAGUAUAAAUUAACAGCAUAAAUUAUUAUUUAUAUUAAUAUUAGGAUACUAAAUAUUUAA
Molecule: messenger RNA, 3677 nt
Organism: Heterotrigona itama
Lineage: Eukaryota; Metazoa; Arthropoda; Insecta; Hymenoptera; Apidae
Source: the annotation of a GenBank genome assembly